Molecule: messenger RNA, 790 nt
Organism: Anopheles maculipalpis
Lineage: Eukaryota; Metazoa; Arthropoda; Insecta; Diptera; Culicidae
Gene: CAHbeta
Product: beta carbonic anhydrase 1
Exons: 3
Coding region: 1-768 (255 amino acids)
Molecular function (GO): zinc ion binding; carbonate dehydratase activity
Source: RefSeq, a predicted model, not a curated record
AUGGAACGAAUAUUGCGUGGCGUUAUGCGUUACCGGCAUUCGACGAGAGAGCAAAUGGUGCAGGAAUUUCGGAAAGUUCGUGAUAAUCCUCAGCCAAAAGCGGUCUUUUUCACUUGUAUGGACAGUCGCAUGAUACCGACCCGCUUUACAGAAACACACGUCGGUGAUAUGUUUGUCGUGCGAAAUGCUGGCAAUCUUGUACCGCACGCGGAACACUUUCAGGACGAGUAUUUUAGCUGCGAACCGGCCGCCCUGGAGCUGGGCUGUGUCGUAAACAACAUCAAGCACAUCAUCGUUUGUGGCCACAGUGAUUGCAAGGCGAUGAACUUACUGUAUCAGCUAAAGGAUCCUGAAUUUUCAUCCCUGGAUAAUCGUCGCAUAUCACCACUGCGAGCGUGGCUAUGCGAGCACGCCAAUACGAGUCUGGCCAAAUUUCAAAAUCUUAAAGAAAUUGGCCUAGACAAACCGUUGAUAUUUUCCUCCGAAACACCGCUCCGAAAGUUUGUGGCGUACAUCGAUCCCGAGAACAAUUUCGCGAUCGAGGAUAAACUGUCGCAGGUGAACACACUCCAGCAAAUAGAAAACGUUGCAUCGUACGGGUUUCUCAAGCGUCGCCUCGAAUCACACGAUCUGCACAUCCAUGCAUUGUGGUUCGAUAUCUAUACGGGGGACAUUUAUUUCUUUAGCCGGAAUGCGAAGCGUUUCAUCGCGAUCGAUGAGAGCUCGAUCGAACGGCUACUGGACGAGGUACGGCGGUACUACUCUUGAUUUGAUCGAAUACUCAGUCAAU